Racocetra fulgida is the source of this 489-nucleotide messenger RNA. Lineage: Eukaryota; Fungi; Glomeromycota; Glomeromycetes; Diversisporales; Gigasporaceae. The record is from the annotation of a GenBank genome assembly.
AAAAUAUUGAUGUAGCCAUCCGUCUAACGAGUGCUGCUACUAUUUAUUUCGAAAGAUUGAACGAGACUGCAAAAUUGGCAUUCUAUGAUGAAAUGAUUACUUCCUUUGCAAAUGCAAUAUCUGUAAAUACCACAAGAUUAUCUAUGCAAAAACGAUAUCAAAAUGAUGGUAGUGCAAGAGAACCAUGGCCAAUUCUAUUUCGUGUGACACUUGUUGCUGCUCAAGAUUCAAAUGAAAUUAGUACACGAGAAAUGUUUGCAAGUUUAAGUGCCUUAGUUACCAAUAAAAGUAUCACGAGUCUUAUGUUUUAUAACAGUACUGCUUCUUUGGAUUCGGAAUUCGGUGUGAUGGAACUGAAAUUUUAUGGAAACGAUAAUUUUCACAAUUGGGCAAGACAAAAUGUUGUUGCUUCUUCAAUAUUUAUUGUUUUAAGUUAUUGUGAUAUAGAAGCUUUAGAUUUUGUUUCUUCAGAUAUUUCAAAUUCAUCAU